GUCUCACACGAGGUGGUCACUCGAGUGGACGCCUUUCGUGACAAUCUCGUGUUGUCCAAAGUCGUGGCAUAUGCUGUCAUGUAUGCACAUCAGUUCGGCACUACAAGGCUGACUGGUUGCAUGGAUGACUCGGCGCUGGACACUUGCGCGCCGCACUUAAAGCAGCUCAGCCGACUUUCGAGACAUUUGUGAGUAGGUUGAGUCUGAUGAGUCCAUGCAGAGUCAAGAGUGACUCCCCGAAGACUCAAAGGCACCUUUACCGAUGCAGGUCCCUAUAUAUAUAUAGGUACACUCAUAGGCGCGGCGCGGUCCACCGCGGACAUUCCUCGGUGAAGCAGCAGCACUCACGCAUGCCGCAGUAUCAAGAUCGAGCUGAUGCCAGUCCGCGUUCAUGCAGUCGCAACCUCCAGCUCAAUCAUUUACCUGAAACUUCCGAGAGUCUCACUUUGAUUCACCAUCGAGUCAUCGCUCAAAUCCUGGCCGCAUAUGAGCGUAAAAGUUGCACACUUCAUUAUACUGCAUGCCCGCGAAAGAAGAUGACUCAAUGAUGAGUGGACAAAGCCACAGCUAUAUGGGUCAUGGCGUAAACUUUUACAAACUCCAGAGGGACAUCCACAGCGUUCAGAGAUCGUCGAUCGAUGCGCGAGCGCUAGCUGUGGUCCAGCAAUUGCGAGCUGACAUGCCCGCGCAAGCACAAUCUUUGAAUGUUGAACAAAAAGCGGCACAUCCAGUCGACGCCUCGCUCAUGCGAACCGUAUUGCGCCUCCACGCAUCUAUCAUCAUAUAGACCUAUGACAUGCAGCACGAGGUCACUUUGCCGAUUAAAAAGCCCAUAUACCUCUAAGCAGCUUACCUGGAAGCACACAGAAACGCAGGCUUUCUGCCGUGCGAGGUAAGAUCGAGUUGCGGGUGCGCCUGGGGCUUGACACUGCCUGCAGCUUCCCGACUCGGAUCGAACAGGCGCCAAGUGUCCUUAGGUCAUCCUCAUCAGGCACCUGCAUUCCUCAAGCAUCGUCAAUUCUGGGCUCGACUGGGCCUCUCCUCACAUCAGCAUCGCAAUUGUAAGGCGCAGCCUCGUCCCCUUUCCGCAUCCUUAUAUCCGCUGUUCACCCUCUCGACCAGAAGCUCUCAUUUCUCUCCACAACCUUUCAGGGUCGCCCG
Ceraceosorus bombacis is the source of this 1161-nucleotide messenger RNA. The record is from the annotation of a GenBank genome assembly. Lineage: Eukaryota; Fungi; Basidiomycota; Exobasidiomycetes; Ceraceosorales; Ceraceosoraceae.